Phyllotreta striolata is the source of this 559-nucleotide messenger RNA. The record is from the annotation of a GenBank genome assembly. Lineage: Eukaryota; Metazoa; Arthropoda; Insecta; Coleoptera; Chrysomelidae.
GAAAUAAAUCGGUUAAAUUUUAUCCGACGGUAACUGGGUUUCGGGUGAAUAUUAUAAGUAUAGCUAUAUAAAAAUGAACAAUGAAAACAUAGAAACGAGUACAGUACACGUAACGGCGCCGAGUAUAUUGAACAAACCGUCCCAAACGAUGCCCCAACGAUCGCCUUUCGCCAUCCAGGAGCUCCUCGGUUUGGGCGACAGCCACCAGCACCGCUCCCCGACGGCCGCCGUCUCCGCCAUCACGCCCAACGUCUACAAUCCGCAGCGGCACCAUUUGCAGGCCACCACGUGCUUCCCGUCCGAUCACCACGGGUUCAACCAUCACCACAUGACGAUGGCGGCCAGCCGCAUGGCGUAUUUCAACGCCCAGGCGGCGGUGGCGGCGGCUUUUUUGCCGCACAACAUCGCCGCCGCCGCCGGGAUGAACGCGAACGGGACGGCGUCGCCGGCGGCGGCCGUUUUGGGAUUGGCCGGACACCAGACUGGAGGCGCCGGUUUUUCGAUCGGCAAAUUUGGUAUGAGUUGUAGAGGUAGGGGCAAGAAAUCCACUCACAUAUGA